Molecule: messenger RNA, 4995 nt
Organism: Equus caballus (horse)
Lineage: Eukaryota; Metazoa; Chordata; Mammalia; Perissodactyla; Equidae
Source: RefSeq, a predicted model, not a curated record
GCUGCCGAAGCGGGGCACAAGAACUCCACCACUCGGCCACGGGGCUGGCCCCUAUGCAGCCAUUUCUAACAAUAAACAUGUCAGCUUUAUAGAAACACGGGACUGUCUUUAUAAACUAAUGCUAAGUAAAGAAAAGUCGAAUGGAAUAUUGCAUUUACAUGGUGAUUAUGGCUAUUAUAUAUCUGCUAUAAUUAGAGUCAGUGAGAAAGAAAGUGAAGAUGAGAGAGAAGGAGGGAGAAAAUAGCGGAAGAGAACUGAAAAAAUAUAAACAGUUACAGUGUUAGGGUAAUGGGAUUAUGGAGGAUUUUUGGAAAUAUCCUCAAACAAUGCUGACAGUUGUUUUGGUAGUAAAUAUGAACUAUACACAGGGGCUCUGCGACUUUGGGCAAGUUACUUAAAUUCUCUGAAACUUCGUCUCCUUCUUGGCAAAAUGGGGACAAUAAUGGUACCCACUUUAUGGAGCUGUUUUAAAGAUUAAAUGAGAUAAUCCAUGUAAAAUACUCAGUAUUGUACCCAGUGCAUAAUAAACACUCAAUAAACAUUAGCUAUUAUUGUCGUUAUUUCAUCAAUGUUGUCAAUGAGGGGAAAUUCUCAUAUGCUCCAGGUGGGAGCAUAAACUGCUCAAGCCUUUCAGAAAGGCAGGAGAGUAACAGAUACAAACAUUUGAGGUACAAAAACCCUUUGUUCCAGGAAUUUCAUGUCUAGGAACUCAUCCUUAGCAAACAAUCUUAAUAAACAAUUUGACAUGUACACCAAGAGGUGUGAAUUAUUUAUAAUAGAAAAAGAUUGUAAAUAACCUAAAGAUCCAGCAAUAGUUAUGUAAAUUAUGAAACAUACAUACAAUAGAAUACUCUGAAGUUAUUAAAAAGGAUAUGAUAUACCUCUAUGUAAUGAUAUAGACACGUACCUAUAUCAUAACAUCAAAAUAGGGUACAGAACAAUAGAAUCUCAUUUACAUAAGACAGUAUAUGUACACACUUAAAAGUUCAGAAGGAUAGAUAUCAAACUGCUAUCAAGGACCCUCUCUGCCAUUGCUGUGAAUCACUAUAUAUAAUUUAUCAUCAGAAAAUCCACGAUGAUAUGUGUAUGUGGUUGUUUCCUUUUUAAUAUGUGUCUUUACGGUUUUUAAAAAAUAGGACCCGCAGCUGGGGUAAGGAAUUCCAAGACUGGAGACUGAAGACUGGCAAAAUGUGGCAAAGUUGGUUUCAUCCGUUCAGAAACUGCUCAGGCCCAGGUCUGGGGGUCAGCGGCUGAAGUGAAUUCUGCUUUGGAUGGAAAUGACAGGGGUUCAUGGAGAGCUGAUUCUGGUAAGGAGACAGACUUGCAGAAUUUCCCUUAAUUAAUAAUAAGAAGGAGAGCCUUGCAGAGUGCCUCAUCCUUUCAUCAUCAGUCUGUUUGCUCCAGAGAGCAGUCCCACAAGACAGGUAGGGCAGGAGUGAUGCUGAGGAGAGGGUCCUGCGUGUGGAUUGGCGCCAGACGACAGAAUAGGGGCUGGAAUCAAGGGUCUGAACUCCCAGCCCUCCCCGCAGUGAAGUUCCAACAAAGUACAAUUCAUUAAGCUCCUAGCCCGUGCCUGGCGCACAGUGGGUCUUCAAUGCAUGCUGGCACCUCCUCCUUUAAGAGGGCACCCUGGGGCCGUGGGCUGCUGCUCCACUCCGCUCGCAUUAUCUGCACCCUCCUUGUGUCUGUUCUCCUUCAAGUGCUCUUUGCUGCAGCCAAACAUUGUUUCCUUCCAUUGUGGCCCUCCCACCUUCAUCACGCUGUUCCCUCAUCUGAGAAUGCUGUCUCCUUACAGGCUCAGCCUCCUCCAACCCUACUGUGUCUCUAAACAUCCAAAUCCUCUUGUUCCCUCAAGACCUGCAUCAAACGCCAUCUCCAUGCAAGGAUGCACCAGCCCCCAGCUGGACACCAUGGCUCUUCCCCAUGCCCCGGGCCGCACAUCUGCCUCUCUCUCAGGACGCAGCACAUCCUGCUUGCAGGAGAGUUCUCGCAGCAGUGUGUUGGUCUCUGGACUCACAGGAAGCUCUUUUGGGAAGGGCGUGUGUCUCACUCAGUGCAUCCGCAGUGCCAGGUGCUCGAUGCACUUUGGUCGAUGAAUGAGGGGCUGAACGAGUCAGUGACGGAUGAGGAGAGCACACAGGGAGGGAUGGGCAGAGGUGGAUGACACCUCAAACCCGGUGGCAGCUCCAGCCCUGGGAGCACGAUGGGCUCACAGCCAGCCCUUCCCCAGGGUGAAUAACCUCAGGGCUCGGUCCUGCCCACAUCAUAAAACGGCAAGUGCUUCCUCUUCAGGGGAGAAGUGGGCUGACCUGGGGGCUGAGCUCGGCAUCCGGAGGCAUUUAUAAGCUGGGGCACUAGAGGGCUCAGCAGCACGAGCUUUCUCCUGCCCCCGCCUGCUCUCUGGCCUCCAGCUCUCCCGGCAGCAUGGCCUUCACCGGCAAGUACGAGAUCGAGAGUGAGAAGAACUACGAUGAGUUCAUGAAGCACAUUGGGAUCCCCAGCGAGACUAUCGAAAAGGGCCGAAACUUCAAGAUCAUCUCGGAGGUGCAGCAGGACGGGCAGAACUUCACCUGGUCCCAGCACUACCCCGGGGGCCACUCCAUCACCAACAAGUUCACCAUCGGCAAGGAGUGUGACAUGGAGACUGUGGGGGGCAAGAAGUUCAAGGCCACCGUGCAGAUGGAGGGUGGGAAGCUGACGGUGGACUCCCCCAACUUUCACUUUUCCUCGGAGAUUGUGGGGGACAAGCUGGUGGAGGUGAGUGUCCUGCUGGCUCCUGGGACGAUGGAUCAGACACUUUUCUGGCCCCAGCCCUGGUCCCUGAGAGGUGGGCCUCUGGGCAGCUGGCUCUGUGAGCACCUCCCAUGCGCCAGGCUCCAUGCUGAGCACUGGGGCAUGUCAUCUCAUUGGCUCUUCACAAUAACCCUGUCAGUUAGGAGUUUUAACCUCCAUUUAACAGGCGAGGAGACCGAGGCACAGGAAGCCUCACUGAUUAGCCAGAGCUUUUACGGACUCUUCCCAGAGUGUAAAUGGAGGGUCCGGGUGGGCCCUGCAAGGGCAGCUGCCACCCCACUCCACUUCUACAAGGGACUGCGGAUUCUUCCUGCUAAAUCUCCUAAUUUUUCAAGAGAAGCUGGAAAUUUGCACUUCUAUGUGAAAUCUCCAGACUAUUAAAUGUCCGCACCUGGGAUCCGAAAAGGCGAACCCCGGGCCGCCGAAGCAGAUUGUGUGCACUUAACCACUGCAACACCGAGCCGGCCCUCUAAACAUUUUUUUAAAAUGCUGGCAAGGCCAACACAUAUACCAGGCCAGAGCCCCCUGGGGUCCAGUCUACUCUCCCUAAGGUUCUGGAGAAGGGAAAUGAGGGAGGCAGGGUUUGCCACCUCCUCAUCUUCUCCUUCUCUUCUCUUGCUCUCUAUCCAUUUCUCUCUUGUUUCCUCCUUUUCCUCAUCUCAAGCCCAGUCUAGAGGAACGGAGCACACGGCCCAACAGGCUCAGUGCACUCCUAUUAUUCCCAUUUUACAGAGAAGCCAUAGAGGCUCAGAGACAGCAAGUAACUUUCCCAUGGUCACACAGCUAGUUCAUGGUGGAGGCAGAUCCCAUCAGUUGAUUUCUAGACUAGGCUCUCUGCCUGUUCUUCCUCCCUUCAUUUUAAUUUUUUUAAAAAUCUAGAAAUAAAUAGAUGUAUGUUUUAAAAAAAUAUACAAAAAGGACAAAAGUGACUAUACUUUUUCCUGAUGGAAAUUGAGCUCUUGGAGAUUCUGACGAAAGUUUUGGACAUGUUUUUACAUGAAGUCAGCAGUGGGUUCUGACUCCCAGAGGCAGGCUCCCCAGCCUGCGAGGUGUGCAGCGAGGACAGGCAGGAGAACCGAAGCAGGUUUGUGCCCGACAAGAGAACUGAUCUUCCCAAAUGGAAUGAACCUGUUUCUUGAUACCUAGAGGGUCCUGAGCAGGGAGCCUGUGUCGUGUGAGCAGUGCCCAGAGUCCAGGGUUGUCACACACACACGUAUGCAUGCACACACCGAUGCAUGCAUGCACAAGGGCAUAGGAAUGCACGCAUACAAAUGCACGUGCACCGUCUGGGUUCCAAAUCUCCCAUCUCUAGAGGCUCAGAGUCAUCCUGGCCACCACCCUCCUUCUGCCAACAGGGAGUACAUUUGGUGGGCGUCCCUCCUCUGGCCUCCAGUUCACCAGCAGCUCCCCUGCCGUGUUUCAGCACCUCUCCUCUGGACUGAGCCCAGCAUCCCUGCUGCUUUCAGCUUCCCCCCACCCCACUCCAACUUCCAUUCAUCCCACAGGCAAAUCACACAUCACCUCACACCACUGCCCUUUGACAAACCCGCUUCCAUAAAACCCCCUCUGCAACCCACCCCCUUCCCGUGAGAAUGCUGCUUUCCUUCGCUGGGUAUCAGGACCAACUGACAACGCCUGUCCAUCUCACGACAGCGUGUCCUGAUAGCCUUGAGCCCAGGGCACUGCACACAGUGGGCCUUCACUGAACAGCAUGCUCUUGCCUGCCUCUCCCACAGAACCUUACACUUCCGGAGGGCAGGGACCAUCUUCCGCUCACCGAGCACAGGUGCCCAUGAAUGCUGUACGGUGGCGUGGUUGAGUGUGGCCUCUCGACCUCAGAAGGGUCACUUGACUUCUCUAGACUUUAGUUUUCUCAUCUGUACAAUGGGUACAACCCUGGAGUGUUGUUGGGAGGGUCAAAUGGGAUAAUUCAAGGGAAGUGCCUGGCAUAGGUGAAGGGAAAUGAACAGGAGCUGGAAGCUUAUCAUGCGAAGAGCCACAUCACCCUCAACAUCUGUUUAGCACUUUUGCCACACUGAGACCGCACAGUGACUCACGUAAUAAAAGGGGAAACUGAGGCCCAGAGAAGUGGUGCAGCUGACUCGCUUCUCCUCAGGGCUGGGACCGGAGGCCACUCUUCCUCCAGCGGUGCCCAUGGUCACCUGGGGCCCCGGUACUGACUUCCUCUGUUCUGGCUGCUUC